Messenger RNA from Carassius carassius (crucian carp), 765 nucleotides. RefSeq lists its product as uncharacterized. The transcript has 2 exons. The record is from RefSeq and is a predicted model, not a curated record. Lineage: Eukaryota; Metazoa; Chordata; Actinopteri; Cypriniformes; Cyprinidae. Bases 72 to 635 code for a protein of 187 amino acids.
UCAGAUGGACAAAUCAAGCUGCAUUUAUGAUUAUCCUGCAAUAAAAGCAGAUUUCUCUGGAAGUUCUCAGGAUGUGUCCGUGCUGUGGCUCGUAUCUGACGUGUGCAGACGUGUGGAGAGAGAUCGAGACAGAAGAGGAGGAUCAGAGCGCAGUCAGGAUGGACAUCGAGCUCUUAGAAGAGCAAUACAGCUCCAUCAGAGAGAAACAGAGACGACAAACUCAGGUCAUCUGCUUCAAGAACGCACAAAACAAUGAAGAGAUAAGUGGCAUGAAUCUAGUGGACGUGGUUCCUUUAACAAAAGCAGCAGAAACUCUGUCUGAGUCAGACAGCGGUGUGUGGCGCUCACAUCUGGAGCUGCACCGCAUUAAACACACGACUGAAGAAACCGAGCACAGAAAUAAUCACAGUGCAGCGUCUACAGAAGCCUCCAGCUCCAGCUCCGAGUCAGAGCAUCUCUCUGAGGACUCGAACCCUGGGGAACACCAGCAGAAGAGCUCCAGGAAGUUCUCAGCUCCAACGGUUCUGAGUUAUCGCUCCACACCCACAGGCUCCAGAUAUUACCCCUUCCCUCAGAGGAAAAGCCUGAGCAGAUCAGAGACGGCCAGGAGACUGGGCCUCUACGCCUCGCUCUAAUGAGGAAAUAUGAGCGAACAACCAGGAAACACAAUCCUAAACAAACCUUCCUCCAGAAUGUUUCUUCAAAGUCAUCUGCUGUUAAAUAAAGUUCUCCAAACAGAAGCACAAACAUAUUAUUCAUCAAACG